Cicer arietinum (chickpea) is the source of this 1490-nucleotide messenger RNA. RefSeq lists its product as uncharacterized. The record is from RefSeq and is a predicted model, not a curated record. Lineage: Eukaryota; Viridiplantae; Streptophyta; Magnoliopsida; Fabales; Fabaceae. Gene Ontology annotation, molecular function: nucleic acid binding.
CCAAAUUGAUUUGUUCAUCAAAAAGAGAAAAUAGUAUCAAGAGAAGUGAGUGUGGGUUUUGAAGUUGGAGUGGAAUGGCCAUCUUCUCUACAACGUUAGGUUCCUUCGCUUCCAUAUCCUUCCUCUCACAUUCACAACCCGACUCUUUUUCUUCUUCUACCGUCAAUCCAUUCACUUUCCCCAAAUUCCCCCACAAGUUCGCACCUUCCCAAUGCCAUCAUCAUCAUCGUCAUAAAAUCUUCGUCUCUGGUAGUAGUAAUAGUAGUAGUGAUACCCACAUUGAUGAAUUCGCCAGUGGUCUUCUUCAACGCCCUUCUGCUCCUGACUCAUACGAAGCCCUUCGCCAAGCUCGGAGAUCGUCAGAUUGGAAGGCUGCAAACGCAUAUAGAGAUAGCGGACUCAUUUACAAUGGUAGGGUUGAGGGUUCUAAUGCUGGAGGCUUGCUGCUUCGGUUUUACUCUAUCAUGGGCUUUCUCCCAUACCCACAGUUGAGCCCAUUGCAUGCUUGUAAAGCACCGGAGAAAACUAUCCAAGAAAUUGCAAGAGACUUGCUCGGUUCCAUUUUACCAGUCAAGGUAAUAAUAGUAGAUGAAGAUAAAAGGAAGUUGGUCUUAUCUGAAAAAGAAGCUUCCUGGUUUAAACAUUCAAAACAUGUCAACAUAGGGGACAUUUUUGAAGCAAUAGUUGGUUCUGUUGAGGACUAUGGUGCUUUUGUUCAUCUGCGUUUCCCUAAUGGUCUUUAUCAUCUUACUGGACUGAUACAUAUCUCAGAAGUGUCAUGGGAUCUAGUUCAAGAUGUAAGAGACUUCUUAACAGAAGGCGAUAAAGUGAGGGUCAAAGUUAUAAGUAUUGAUAGUGUGAAAUCGAGGAUUACACUGUCAAUUAAACAGCUAGAAGAAGAUCCACUUCUAGAAACUCUGGAUAAAGUAAUACCUCAGGAUGGCUCAGCUGCUCUGGAUAUUUUCAGCGGUAGUAAUAGCAGUGGCAUCGAGCCCCUUCCAGGGCUGGAGACAAUUCUUGAAGAGCUACUGCAGGAAUAUGGCAUAUAUGAAGCAAGAAUCAGCCGUCAGGGGUUUGAAAAACGAGUGGUCUCACAAGACUUGCAGCUUUGGCUUUCUAACGCACCUCCCAUGGACCAAAGGUUUACUCUCCUUGCUCGGGCUGGAAGACAGGUGCAAGAGAUACAUUUGAAAACAUCCCUUGAUCAGGAAGGUAUAAAAAAGGCAAUACAACGAGUAUUGGAGCGUGUUCCCUGAAAUCACAAUCAUUUUCCUCCCCAUAAUAAUCACAAUCAUUUUGUACAGUUUCACAUUUAUUUUAAAGUUUCAGAAAGACAUAAUUGAGAUGUUGCAUUAUUAUUUUUAUCGUGUAAUAAUGUAUUUGUACAACCAAUGUGUACCCGUAAAAUCCCAAGUCGUGAUUUAACCAACUCGCAAAAGGUUUUUCAAUUGUAAAAACACUUCAUUUAAUGACAACACCUUAAGAUUCUA